GUGAUGCUCUCAGGACUUAAAUAGGUGUGACCUGCUGGUUGAGCGAUAAGUGGGAGUGAGAGCAGUUCAAUCUACCGUCUGAACAUGUCUGAGCCUAUUAGAGUUCUGGUGACCGGCGCUGCUGGGCAGAUUGCCUAUUCCCUGCUGUUCAGCAUUGCCAAGGGAGAUGUCUUUGGCAAAGAUCAGCCAGUCAUCUUGCUCCUUUUGGACAUUACACCCAUGUUGCCGGUCCUGGAGGGUGUCGUCAUGGAGCUGCAGGACUGUGCCCUCCCACUUCUGAGAGAGAUUGUCCCCACUGACAAGGAGGAGGUGGGCUUCAAGGACCUGGACGCCGCCAUCUUGGUUGGCUCGAUGCCCCGCAGGGAAGGCAUGGAGAGGAAGGACCUGCUCAAGGCCAACGUGGCCAUCUUCAAGAGCCAGGGAUCCGCCCUGGAGAAGUACGCCAAGAAGACUGUCAAGGUGCUGGUUGUAGGAAAUCCAGCCAACACCAACUGCCUGAUUGCAGCCAAGUCUGCUCCCUCCAUCCCCAAAGAGAACUUCUCCUGCCUCACCCGUCUGGACCACAACAGGGCCCGCUCUCAGGUGGCGAUGCGCUGUGGCGUCCCUGCAACCAAUGUGAAGAAUGUGAUCAUCUGGGGCAACCACUCGUCCACCCAGUACCCCGACGUGCACCACUGCCUGGUCAAAAUGCCCAGCAGCGAGCUCGCCUGCUUUGAUGCCGUCAAAGAUGACGCCUGGCUCAAAGGAGAUUUCAUCGCUACAGUGCAGCUGAGAGGCGCUGCCGUCAUCAAGGCCAGGAAGCUGUCCAGCGCCAUGUCUGCAGCCAAGGCCAUCUGUGACCACAUGAGAGACAUCUGGUGCGGCACCCCUGAGGGUGAGUUCAUCUCCAUGGGGGUUUACUCCUCUGGGAACAGCUAUGGAGUCCCUGAAGACCUUAUCUACUCAUUCCCUGUCCAGAUCAAGGGGAAGUCCUGGAAGAUUGUGGAGGGUCUGACCAUCAACGAGUUUUCCCGAUCAAAAAUGGAGGCCACAGCAGCCGAGCUGAUCGAGGAGAGAGACACAGCUGUGUCCUUCCUGGGAGUGUGACUAGGCCCGGCAAAGCCCACCAACCAACACUUAGACAGACCCAACACUCCGGACGCACGCCUGUGAUAAAGCACUCCAUAAAUCCCUGCAUUACUUUGUGUGUGUAUGUAUAGGAGAGUGAGUCAGUGUUUAUGAGUGUAAAGAUGGAAUUACACGUGUGCGUUGGGAAGCUAACCCUUUGCACCCUUAUGUGCACCUUUUUCAAAAAUGUAAAUCAGCUACAGAGCUCUCGGACGGAGACAGUAAUGGGUUGAUUGUACGUUCAUUCACACAUUUAAUGGUUGUGUACAUUUUCUGUCUACUUUGGCUAUUGCAAAGCAUAUUGUUUAUUUAAAAGACACACGAGACUCUUCACUACGCACAAGUAUAACUCUAUAUUAAAAGUCCACCAAAUUUGUUACAAGCUAUUUUACAAUAAUUUUUCUCCAAGUGAAACAUGGAUGGUUGUUACAUUUAGUCAAUGAUGUACUAAGUCCUCCAACACUGGGAUGGAUAACUUUUAAACCAAAUAAUAAAAUAUUAAAAACUCCA
Molecule: messenger RNA, 1617 nt
Organism: Notothenia coriiceps (black rockcod)
Lineage: Eukaryota; Metazoa; Chordata; Actinopteri; Perciformes; Nototheniidae
Product: malate dehydrogenase, cytoplasmic
Exons: 9
Coding region: 85-1086 (333 amino acids)
Biological process (GO): malate metabolic process
Molecular function (GO): L-malate dehydrogenase (NAD+) activity
Source: RefSeq, a predicted model, not a curated record